UUUUUUGUAUAACCUACUUGAGUGCUUCUGCACUUGGUGACUUCAUUACUUUGGUUGAUUCACUUGUUUCUUAGCAUUGUUAGCUUAAAACUGGUUUUGUAGUUAUUGUCUGCGGUGAGUAUUUUCUUUAUGUUGGUAUUUCCUUCGUUUUUUGAACUACGGUUUCGGCACAUUUCGGAAAUCUCUUGGGGUAUCUGCUCUACUUGAAGUUGUUACAAGCCAAGGGUAGGUAUACACCUGUUUGGAAUAAGAAUCUGAAUCCUUAUGCAAGAGUGUGUAACAAUCAUUCGGGUCACUCCUUUAAGUUGGGAAAGUCAUCGGUGACAGAAUUGAUCGAGUUUUAUUCCGCAGUUGGAAGCGUACUUAUUACGUAAUCACUCCCAUUUUCUGGAUGUGUGGUGUUAUAUUGUUUUCCGAAUUCCGUCUUUUUUGUUGGAGAGCUUUUACAAAUCUGGCUACUCCCAGGUUCGCUGUUGCCUGUCUACCAGGACUCGAAAGCCUUCGUGAACUCGACGAACUAAAUAUAGAAAUGCAGCUAGUCGACUGUUGUUCUUGUGAACCCUUCCCCACAUACAACGUAAAAAACAACUUGGAUCAAACGAUUUUUUCGAUUUCACCAGUAAACUCGCACUGUACGUACUACGACAUGCAACUUUCCGACAAUUUUGGAAAUCCAGUAGUCCUCUUCCAACGAUGUUACGAGUGCAAAUGUUGCGCUGGCGUAAAAAUUGAAGUCAUUCACUCGCUUGGUACCCUCAUAGGCACAGUUCAAGUGGAAGUCGCAUUUUUAAACCCCAGUGUCUUCGUUAGAGACGCCAAUGAUGAAACUAUUUUCAAAGUGAAGAGAACAGUAAUUGAAUUUUUUCCAAAGACUGUUGACUUCAGUAUUAAUUCAGCUGAUGAAUCUGUAGAAAUUGGAAAAAUGACUUGGAUAUGGCCCGGGUGGAUGAGUAGACAGCGCCAUUAUAAAAUUGUUUUUCCAAGAGAUUUAGUAACGGAAAUGAAGGUGACAUUGUUGGCCACUUGGUACCUGAUUGAAUCAGUGUCUCAUGCUAAGCGCCGCAAUCGGGCGAACUGAAACCGACUUCAUGGAGCAAACUGAUGUGUAAAUAAUUAAUGUGUAAUAAACGUAUUUUUUAUAUCUACUGUGAAGAAUCUAUAUUUUGUAAUUAAAUUUCUCAGAAAAAAUAUUGUGUACCUAUAUAUUUUUAAUAAAGAACGAUAACUUAA
Molecule: messenger RNA, 1230 nt
Organism: Zophobas morio
Lineage: Eukaryota; Metazoa; Arthropoda; Insecta; Coleoptera; Tenebrionidae
Product: phospholipid scramblase 2-like
Exons: 5
Coding region: 392-1078 (228 amino acids)
Biological process (GO): plasma membrane phospholipid scrambling
Cellular component (GO): plasma membrane
Molecular function (GO): phospholipid scramblase activity
Source: RefSeq, a predicted model, not a curated record